UGAUCAGCCGUGUCCAAUGACACGCUGAUCACCGGGAAAUGCAAUUGCCGGUUCUCAACUGCACUUUCCUCACACUGUCAGAGCGCAAAGAAAGUACUGCCGAGAACUGGCAGUUGUCAGAGCAGGAAUUGGCACCGAUCAUCAGGGCACUGAUGAUCAGUACCCUGAUGAUCGGUGCUCAGCAGUGCCACCCACCAGUUCCGCCCACCUGUGCUCAGCAGUGCCGCCCACCAGUGCCCAAUGGAGCCACCCACCAGUGCACAUCAGUGCAACCCAGCAGUGCAUCCACCUCAGUGCCACCCACCUGUGCCCAGCCACCUGUGCCCAGCAGUGCUACCCACCUGUGCCCACCAGUGCCCAUCAAUGCAGUGCUGCCAGUCAGUGCUCAGCGGUUGUGCCAGUCAGUGCCCAGCAGUUGCACCAGUCAAUGCCUAGCAGGCCGCCAGUCAGUGCCCAGCAGUGAUGCCAGUCAGUGCCACCUAUCAGUG
This is a messenger RNA of Staurois parvus, 488 nucleotides long. NCBI's taxonomy places the organism in Eukaryota, Metazoa, Chordata, Amphibia, Anura, Ranidae. The record is from the annotation of a GenBank genome assembly.